GGACAGUGGACAAAUGCCCUAGCCUAAGCCUGGGCUUGAACAUCCUGAUGUGGUAGUAAGAAGCAGGGGAAUUUAAACACAGAUUUUGGACAUGGAGAAGAGCAGUGAUGAAACCAGGUCAUGAAGCUCCGAAAUCAUGCAACUCCAGGGUGUCUGGUGGGAAUGCGGAGAAGCACUCGAAGAAGUUUAGGCUGACAGGGCGAGAACCCCACCUGACCCCCCUCUUAGUCAGAGACUGAGGGAAAAAAUGGUUUCAUCCCACCAAGGCAUCGAUCUAUACUCUAUAGUCUUGCAGUUCCUUGUUAAGACGAACAAUCAAAGCCUCAGACUGCAUAUCCAGGCAGCAGCAUGGGCGACUCGAGUGGAACACCCCAGGCAAAUGCCUCCUUAAGACAACCGAAGAAAAGAUUCGUCGGAAGACGCACAGCAGACGCCCAGGCACAAUCAUCACCGAGCGUCAAGGAUGUUGAAUCUACAAGCGUACAAAAAGCCGCCCCUCGGAGGACCCCAAGGACAUUAAAUCAAGUGCCCCCCGAGAUCCUCAAUGAUCCCGAUAUUCUCGCUGCCAUGGACCUCCUCCCAAAGAACUACUCAUUUGAAAUCCCAAAAACCAUCCACCGCGUUCGAACUUCCGGCGCAAAACGCAUCGCCCUCCAGUUUCCUGAAGGCCUCCUUCUCUUCGCGACCACAAUAUCCGAUAUUAUUACCCAAUUCUGUCCAGACACCGAAACCCUCAUCAUGGGAGACGUCACCUACGGCGCAUGCUGCAUUGAUGAUUACACGGCGCGCGCCCUCGGCUGCGACCUCCUCGUCCACUACGCCCACUCCUGCCUGAUCCCGGUCGAUGUAACGAAGAUCAAAACCCUCUACAUCUUCGUCGACAUCAGCAUCGACACCACCCACCUUCUCGCCACUCUUGAGCGCAACUUCCAACCAGGCAAGACAAUCGCUACCGUCGGAACAAUCCAGUUCAACGCAACACUGCACGGCCUAAAGCCGGUCCUCGAGCGCGCCGGUUUCAACGUCGUCAUCCCCCAAAUCACCCCGCUCUCAAAGGGCGAAAUCCUAGGCUGCACAUCCCCAAACCUCUCCGCCCAGGAAAUCGACUACCUCCUCUAUCUCGGCGACGGCCGCUUCCACCUUGAAUCCGCAAUGAUCCAUAACCCCACCAUCCCCGCCUACCGCUACGACCCUUAUUCCCGCACACUCUCCCGCGAAUCCUACUCCCACAAUGAAAUGCAUACUCUCAGGCGCGACGCCAUAUCUACCGCCCGCUCCGCUAAGAAAUGGGGCAUCAUCCUCGGCUCACUAGGUCGACAGGGCAACCCACACACGAUGGCUAUGAUCGAGGCGCAUCUCCGAGACCAGGAUAUCCCAUUCGUCAAUUUGCUGCUCAGUGAGAUCUUCCCGGGGAAGUUGGCCGCGAUGUCGGAUGUGGAGUGUUGGGUGCAAAUCGCUUGUCCAAGGUUGAGUAUUGAUUGGGGUUAUGCGUUCCCGAGGCCGCUUUUGACACCGUAUGAGGCUCUUAUAGCACUGGGGAUUAGGGAGAGUUGGGAGAGUACGCAUGGGGGUGUUUAUCCGAUGGACUUCUAUGCGAAGGACGGGCUGGGGAGGACGAAGCCGCAGCCGGUACAGGGGACUGCUUGAAUUAUACCCACCUCAAAAAUAAAUGACGAUCGUUUACGACCAGAUAGACAGAAACUAUAAUGUUUACGAAUAGAAGCCUUGCGAGUAUAGAAUGCUUAUAGAAAUGGGAAAUCUUGUAAUAGUUUCCCAUAGUAGUAUUACAUAACAGUAUCUUGAACUCAUUAGUUACAGUAGGACA
This is a messenger RNA of Aspergillus versicolor CBS 583.65, 1825 nucleotides long. RefSeq names its product 2-(3-amino-3-carboxypropyl)histidine synthase (gene dph1). The transcript has 2 exons. The record is from RefSeq and is a predicted model, not a curated record. Gene Ontology annotation, molecular function: 2-(3-amino-3-carboxypropyl)histidine synthase activity. Gene Ontology annotation, biological process: protein histidyl modification to diphthamide. The coding region runs from base 349 to 1647 and encodes 432 amino acids. NCBI's taxonomy places the organism in Eukaryota, Fungi, Ascomycota, Eurotiomycetes, Eurotiales, Aspergillaceae.